GCCUGAUACGCUUCUCUAACCACAUUGGUAGUCGUCCUUGGUUGGCUCAACAAAUUGAAUUGAGAAUUUGAGGAGAGAGAGAGAUGGAGGGACUGACAGAGGACGAACGAAGGGCUCUUCGGGGCAGCAAAUUUGCGCCUCUGCCGGCACCGCCUCCUUCUUCCCGUUUUCAACCCAAGCAGGCUCACCCAGGGGGACCGGUGACAACCAACAAGGCUGCUGCUUUGGCAAAAUUCCUGGAAAGAAAACUCCAGGAUCCUAGCGGAUUGGCUUCCCUAAACCCCGAUCUUAUUGAAUUGGCUGUAAAAAAUGCUAAACAGUCCGUAAAAUCCUGUGGGGCGUCGAAUUCAGGUAGAACAGUUCGACACGUAACAUCUUUCAGUGAUACUGAGGAUUUAUCUCAAGGGACAAUGGAAAAUCAUGAGCCUGAGAGGCAAAAUAAGAAGAAAAAAAAGAAGAAAGAUAAGAAAAAUAAAAAGCAGAAGAUGGUGGGAGACCCAGGACUUGUCACUGUUAAAAAGCCUAAAAAGAAGUUGAAAUUGUGACACAGAAUGUCGAAGAGGCUUUAAAAAAGAUGGGCAUUAGUUGCCGAGUGGAAGAUGCAUAUUUGCUCGUGAAGUAGGAUUGCGGUGAUGGCAAACCGGAACGUGUUGCUGAUCCCACAAGUUUUGAAGGGCAACCUAGUUUUAAGAUGUUAUUUUUUAGUUGCAGUUGGCUCCUGGAUAAACCACAUGAAGGCUUUUUUGUACCAUGUACUUUAAGUUUCCUGCCAUCAAGUCAUUGCUUAACAUCAAUCAGUUAUAAUGGUUAUCCCAUAUUUGCUCC
Messenger RNA from Malania oleifera, 825 nucleotides. RefSeq lists its product as uncharacterized. The transcript is spliced from 5 exons. Lineage: Eukaryota; Viridiplantae; Streptophyta; Magnoliopsida; Santalales; Ximeniaceae. Bases 84 to 545 code for a protein of 153 amino acids. The record is from RefSeq and is a predicted model, not a curated record.